UGGGUCGGAUUCGAUAGUGCGAAUUAUUGGACAUCUUACGUUAUUAUUUCAAGCUAGCUCGAAACGCACGCGCUAUAUCAUCCUCGUCUGCGCGCUCAAUCUUUGAGUCUUGGCGUGUGACACUUGUCUUGUGUCCAGCUUUAAAAAUCAGAUCGCCCCCUCGCCCCCUCUUCCUCCUUACCCAUCGGACCUCCAACCCUUGAACGCUCGACUUUUGAAUCUACCAGUAGCCAUGUCUCUUACAGUACCACCACCCGUCAAAGUCACCAAUGACAUUACCUCUUCGUUGACCUUUACUACCCCUACCAUCAAUGUCGAUCUCCGCUCAACAACCCCUAAACCCCAUCAGACUCGACCUCAACCUCGACCUCAGCAACAAAAUCAUAAACUCCAAACUACUCCCGAAUACGACCCUUCAUCCACAUCUUCAACUCCGGCCGUCACAAACUCCCAACUCCAAGAAUCACCCGUUACCUUAUUGCCCAAACCUAACUCGUUCCCUCAUGGUCCUCAUCAUUCUCAUCCUCCUAAUGAGAUGGAUGAGUGGUUGAAUGCUCCUCCUGCUCCUGCUCCGGGAGCCCCCGGGGACGAUGGUGGACAAGAGAGAGAAGGGCUCAUCAAUGACAAAUUGGCUUCCCUUCGUUUCGAUGAACUUGUAGCGAUGGGUCACUCGAGAAGGGGUACCAAACCACAUCAUAGAAGAGGACAAACGACGUUGGGUGCGAUAUGGGUCCCUCUGGAAGCUUACUUGAAGUACCUUUAUGUGACGUGGUCUAAUAUUUUAGCUACAACGAUGGAAGUCCCCCUCGCCGACCUCCUCCUAACGAUCGCCUUCGCCCUCCUAACGUCCGUAAUCCUCUUCUUAGGUCUCAUCUGGUGUCAAAUCUGGAACCUCCCCUUGGUCGAAACCCUCUACACGAUAUGGUCGAACAAGUACGCAAAUGGAUUAGGAUUGGCGAAUUCUGGCAAUCCGAGAUUGUUCGAGGUGUUGACGAAAAAGGAGGCGGAAAUUGGGAAAGUUGCGUUGAGUCGUACUGGUGGUGGAAGCGAAAGUGGAGGAGAUGGUGAUGGAGAUGGAGGAUUGACGGUGAGGGAGCUAAACCUUGACAUCGCCAAGUUACUCCUUCAAUUUUCCUGCGUCGUGUAUGAGAGGGAGUCUCAUGCUCUCUAUAACGUUUUGGAUGAAGUGGAGAAGCAUUCACGUUCAGGUGGUCAUUUGAAAGGGUCGGGGGGGAGUUUGACGAGCCGGAGUGGGAGAGGAAGAGUGGAGACCGCUACGAGGUGGGCUAGUAAGGAACUCGAGAGGGGGAAUGUGACUUUGACCGGAUUGAGAACUCCUGAUUCUCGCUCCUUCGGGGCUCCCUCGUCGUCGCAACAACAACGAGAAGAAAAACCUGUAGUUCAACACUUCGAUGGCGUGACUACUAUGACGAGAGCGAAACCUGGAGAGUUGGUCAAGUCUUUAUUCGAUAAUACCCAGGAGGAGCGCAUUCGAGAGUCGUUCAUGCAGUUGCGAACGUUCGAUAAGAUCUCGAGGAAAGGGAGUCGUAUUCAUACUGGGGAUGUGGAGGGUGAGGACGAUGAGGACGAUGAGGGCGACGAGGAUGAUAGACGGUCCUCGUCGUCGUCGAUGGAGAAGAGAAUGAGAUUUGGUAAGAUUGCGAAAGGGGAGGAUGUGAUUAGAAGGUUCUGUAGGAGAAUCGGAGUGGCGUAUGAGCCUGUCAGCGAGUUGAAUACGAGUCAAAGCGCCUUCUGCUCUUUCUUCUGGGAACCAAAAGGCAACUGGAUAGCCGUCACCUUCAAAGGAACCGGACUCACCGAGUACGCAGAUUGGGUAUCGGAUCUAAGUACGACGCUCGUACCCGUCGACGAUUUCUUACCUGGAUUCAGUCAAGCGGUGAAAGGGUUCAAGGAGAGGAUCUUCCCGGAGGAUUUACGGGAGGUUGAAGAGGACGUCGUGGGUGGAAUGAGACCUUAUGAAACGAUCAGGUUUGCGUUGAAAGCUUUGGCGAACUAUUUGGCGAGGGAUUUAGACCAAGGGGAGAAGAUCAACGUUUGGUUUACGGGUCAUUCUCUCGGAUGCGCCCUCGCUACGCUCGUUUAUGCUCGAGCGCUCAACUCCCCUUCCGAUUUCGAAGGAUCACCCAUAAUCAUCCGGGAUGCGUACCUCUUUGCGGCUCCUGUUUGCGGAGAUCGUGAGACCUCUCUUCGAUUCAACCAAAUCAUCAAACAGCCCGGUGAACAUUUAAAGACGAUGUGGCGAGUCACGAAUGACGGUGAUGCAAUUGCUACUUUACUCCCCCAAUUAGGUGACAACCCUCGGCUCAAACUCUCUUCUACAAACCCCGCAGGGUUCGCCCACCUUGGAGCCGAAAUCAAAAUGAAAAAUCGGCCCGUCGUCUCGAACGUUACGGGUUCUCUUUACUCCCGAGACGAUACGAUCGUUAGGAUUUAUAGUCAUUUUUCGAAAGAGGACAUUCAGGCGAUCAGGGAUAGGGAUCUUCGUAGACACCGUGGCGAAUGGUUGAGAGAAAAAGUCGGGGUUUGGGUAACGAAGAUUCCGUUGCUUGGGCGAUUCAUUGCUCACUCUGAGGUACUCUAUUGGGACCAACUCAAUCGCAUCGCUCUUGGGAAGUGCAAAUGGUUAGAUGAGUAUUCCUAGUCCUCAGAAAUGGAAGUGGGAAUCGACUUCGGGCCUCAAGUUCAAGAUCCUCCCUCUCUGGCAGGAACCCACAGGCGCUUUUUUUUGAUCGAUUCUUCUUGGGGGGAACGUCUUGACCCCCAAUUGACAUUUUCAAAUG
This is a messenger RNA of Cantharellus anzutake, 2801 nucleotides long. RefSeq lists its product as uncharacterized. The transcript has 7 exons. Gene Ontology annotation, biological process: lipid metabolic process. The record is from RefSeq and is a predicted model, not a curated record. The coding region runs from base 233 to 2662 and encodes 809 amino acids. NCBI's taxonomy places the organism in Eukaryota, Fungi, Basidiomycota, Agaricomycetes, Cantharellales, Hydnaceae.